ACACGCAAAGCCAAAAGUUCUUGAAAAAUGAGUGCUCUUGAGGCCAAAAAGAUUGCCGAAGCUGAGGAUUUCUUAGAACAAGCCAAAACUGCCUCCGAUGAGUAUGCUAAAGCUGGUAUGUACUUCAAGGCUGCAACGGCAUAUCGAAUGGCCAAAAGUUGGAAUAUGAGCAAGGAUUGUUUCUUGGACGCCAUCGAAUGUUAUGAGAAGAACAAGUCGUGGUUCCAUGCAGCCAAGUCAUACGAGCAGAUUAUUUUGCUGGCCAAGGAGAAUGAUACAUUAUCCGAAGUAGAGGACUAUGCCAAUAAAGCUUGUAAUCUCUAUCAACAACAUGGUUCACUGGAAGCAGCAGCUGCAGCUAUGGAUAAAGCCGCCAAGAUGACGGAAUCGAAACAUCCUGAACUGGCGUUGGGGUUCUAUAAGCGAGCUCUGGGUGUGGUCAUAAUUGGCGACUCCACCCAUCAAGCUUCGGAGUUCGCUUCUAAGGUCUCUAGAAUAUUGGUAAAACUCAAGAAAUACGAAGAAGCUAGCAAAGCUCUCAAAAAGGAAAUAAGUCUUAAUCUACAAACGAAAUCGUACGCACAAGUUGGACGUUUAGUCGUUGCCUUGGUACUGGUGCAACUUACCCUCGGGGACUCCGUUGAUGCCAAAAAGUCCUUUAAAAAGUGGGGAAACCGUUGUGAUCCCCAGGAGGUCAAGACAUUGGAAACACUUCUACAAGCUUUAGAUGAUAAUGACCAGGAACAAGCUGUUAAGAUGCUGGCUUCUCCUUUUAUCACACAUAUGGAUGUGGAGUAUGCACUCUUAGCCAAAAACAUGACAUGGGAAUUCAAAUAGAUGGUGUCAGGAGUCAAUUAUCUCAAGAAUAUUAUAAUGCUUGUUUACGGUUGUUUGUAGUCAGUUGACUACUGAUUUUUAAAUGAAAAAGCUUUAUUACUGUAGGUACACUGUUAACUAUAUACAAAAAUAUAAAGUGUUAGUUAAAAAAUUUAUUCAGGGACACAUUUAGGUGCCUUUAUUAUAAUAGUUUUUAUACCCCUUUUCUAUAUAUUACUGUUGUUAAACCUAAAAAACUAAAAUUUGUUACUAAAACCUUACAAUUUUUAUACGAAUUUAUAGACAAUUUCUACAUAUCCCUAAAACUAGACUAUUAUAUUCGGUAGAACCAAUUACUUGCAAAAUUAUUUCAGCUUAAAAGUAGGCAAUUUUUUUUAUCUUAUACAUUUCACAAUUUUGAAAUUUCAUAAAUUUUUUUUUUUUAAUUCCAAUCAUGAAAUAAAAUUACAAGUUCAACAAUUAAUUUUAAAAAUGUGUUUUAAGACCUGCAGUCCUGGUGGCAUUCUUUCAAAUACAACUUACACAUAAGUUCAGGAACUUUCUAGAACUUUGAACAUGGUCUACAAGAUUGGUAAGCUAAAGCAACUUGAAAUACUAUGGGUAAGAAUAAUAAUGGCCACUUUAUACAGGAAUUUCGAUUGUCCGACCAUAGCUUAACGGUAAGCUUUAAUUGUAUUUUAAGUUAACAAUCAGCUUAUUGGACUUUAGAUUAUUUUAGGACUCUAGUCCGUGCAAGUAUCUCCUUGUGAUAAGAUUAUUGACCAGUUCAGCUUGUGUAUAUAAUUAGCUGUGCCAUCAAUAAAAUAAACCACUGGACACACGCUUCAAGUGCGGCCAAGUGUCAUUUCGCAACGAACAAAGAUGAUUAAGCGUGGCCAGUAAUAAGCGAAAUCAAAUUGCAUGGCCCGCUGUUAUUGAAGUUGAUUUAUUUAGAGACCAUCCAAUAUCAAUUAACUUUAUCAGGCCGGGCAAUUGGUCAGUUGACGCUGGACAGUUAUCAGUGAUUUCUGAAUACUAUUCGGUGAUAAAUUCUUUAUUCCCGCUAAUAACGGGCAAUGAGUUCCCCCCCGUUGAAAGGAAUCACACUGACCAAGAGUCGUAUAAAUGUUUACCACGAACCUGGGGUCUCGUGAUAAAAUAUGCAGAAGAACCAUCACCAUCUAUUUUUAGAACUAAACCAUAAACUUAACGAUAUUGGUCAAUUUGAACUUUAAACGGAAAUAAGCUGUUACUAUAUAAGUUGCGCAUACGCC
This is a messenger RNA of Drosophila eugracilis, 2090 nucleotides long. RefSeq names its product gamma-soluble NSF attachment protein (gene gammaSnap2). The record is from RefSeq and is a predicted model, not a curated record. Gene Ontology annotation, cellular component: vacuolar membrane; SNARE complex. NCBI's taxonomy places the organism in Eukaryota, Metazoa, Arthropoda, Insecta, Diptera, Drosophilidae. Gene Ontology annotation, biological process: intracellular protein transport. The transcript has a single exon. Gene Ontology annotation, molecular function: syntaxin binding; soluble NSF attachment protein activity. The coding region runs from base 28 to 837 and encodes 269 amino acids.